Molecule: messenger RNA, 1296 nt
Organism: Rotaria sp. Silwood2
Lineage: Eukaryota; Metazoa; Rotifera; Eurotatoria; Philodinida; Philodinidae
Source: the annotation of a GenBank genome assembly
AUGCUAACAUUUUUGUGUGCUUUAUUUUUUGUUGCAAUAAUUUUAUUGGUCAGAAGAUUACGUCGACCAAAUAUUGCAACACAAAGAUGUGUUCAUAUUGUUGUUCUUGGUGAUCUCGGUCGAAGUCCACGCAUGUGUAAUCAUGCUAUUGAAUUUGAUAAGCAUAAAUUCAAUGUACAUUUAAUUGGUUAUGCAGUUUUACCAGCCGUAUUAGUUUAUGGUUUAAAAAUAUUAUGGCAAUUUGGUACACUUGUUUUUCGUCUUUCUCAAUUACCUAAACCUGAUUUAAUUUGUGUUCAAAAUCCACCGUCAAUUCCAGCUAUAUUUGCAACAUUUUUAAUGGCAAAAAUUCGUGGAGCUCGUUUAAUAAUUGAUUGGCAUAAUUAUGGAUAUUCAAUGUUAGCAUUAAAACAUGGUUUUAAACAUUGGAUUGUUCAUUUAUGUCAACGAUAUGAAUUUUUCCUUGGUCAAUUAGCUAAUAUUAAUAUAUGCGUAUCGAAUACAUUUGCGAAAGAUCUUAGUGUUCACACGAUUAAGGCAUCUGUGCUUUAUGAUAAACCAACAAAUCUAUUUCAUAUUCCUACAAUAGAAGAAAAACAUCGAAUAUUUAUGAAAAUGAAUACACAAUAUGCUUAUAAACCAUUUCAAGGAAGAUCAAAUAAUUCAACUCGAUUUACAAAUGAAGAUGAGAAAAAUAAUAUUAGUUAUUUACAAGAUAGACCAGCUAUUCUUGUAAGUAGUACAAGUUGGAGUGAAGAUGAAAAUUUUGAAUUGCUAUUUGAUGCAUUAAAAAAAUAUGCUUCUAAUGAGAUGAAUAAUUUACCAUCAAUUGUUUGUAUUGUUACUGGAAAAGGUCCAUUAAAGGAACAAUUUGUUGAACAAGUUGAACGUGAACGUGAUCAAUAUCAACAUGUUGAAUUUUGUUUUCCAUGGCUUGAUGCUGAUGAUUAUCCAUUAUUAUUAGGUUGUGCUGAUAUUGGUGUAAGUCUUCAUCAAUCUUCAAGUGGUUUUGAUUUACCAAUGAAAGUUGUUGAUAUGUUUGCUGUUGGUGUUCCAGUUUGUUCCGUUCAAUAUGAUUGUAUUGAUGAAUUAGUAAAACGUGACCAAAAUGGAAUUAUUUUUCAAGAUGCUAAUGAUUUAUGUGAUCGACUACAGAGUUUACUUCAUGGUUUUCCUGAUCGCUGUUUAAAAUUGAAUAACUUGAAAUCAAAUUUAAUUGCUAAUCGAUCAAAUGAAAAUUGGUCAAAAGAAUGGGAAUCAGUUAUGAAACCUUUACUUCAUUCAGAAUCUAUGUAA